AUGUCGUUACUUUCUAUACUCCUCUCCACCCUCCUAACCCUCCUCCUCCCACCCAUCCUCUUCCUAAUAUGGUACCUCCACAUCCCCCCGAAACCUCCCAAACCUCCCCAAAAUCCCAAUCUACAUGAGAUCUACGAACGCUGGUUCAGGGCCCCAUUAGAGAAACACGGCGCCGUGUUAGUCUGGUUCGCAGGACGAUGGAGUGUUCUCGUCUCACGACCAGAUUGGUUAACCGAUAUGUUCCGCAAUGAACAAAUAUAUGCAAAAGCAGGGAGUCAGAUUAAGAUCCCGCAUGCUGUUAUUGCGACGCUUGUCGGUGAUAAUAUCAUCAAUGCCCACGGUGAGAAUUGGAGACUUUACACUGGUAUCAUGAAGGCCGGAUUGCAGAAGAAGGUUUUUGAGACGACUUCUUUAUUGAAACAGUCGAGGAAAUUGGUUGAUGUUUUGAUUGAUCUGCAGAAAGAGACUGGAGCCAACAAAGGUAUUCUAGUUAUGGCAGAUGUACAGAAAUGGGCCGUUGAUGUGAUGGGCGAGAAUUUCUUAGACUUGGAUUUGAAGAGUCUGGGCCAACCCAACGGCGCCGUCCGAAUCGAAGCCCUCCAAUCCAUAAUCAAAGCAACCCUUUUCAAACCAAUGUACUUUAGCUUCCCAGAUCUCGACCACUUCCCCUGGCUGCUACCCUCACGCAAACACGCGUAUCAAAUAAUGCAAGAAUUCGACAGUCGACUAUACACGAUGAUAAUGAACAUGCUCCACAAGCGCACACAAGAAAAACCCACACAAUCCGAAGAAAUCGUCUCGCACAUGCUGGGGGCAGCAUACACGUCUGGUCGAAUAACCGAGAAACAAUUCCGUGAUAAUCUAAAGAUCACCUUCCUAACGGCCCAUGAAAACGCCCAGCAACUCGUCACAUCGAUGUUCUGGCAGCUGGGGACACGAGUCGAUAUCCAGGAUCGAUUGCGGGAGGAGAUCCUGACUACAGCGAAGAUUCAUCCGGAUCCAUCACAGGAAGUCAUCAAUAAUCUCCCGUACCUCACGGCUGUGGUGUUGGAACUACUUCGUCUCUUCCCGCCUGUGUGUCAGCUCAUUAACCGGGUCGCGUUACAGCCCGCACUGCUGGGUGGCGAGCUUCCUAUCCCGAAGGGUGCGUUUGUGGGAUGGAAUGCGUGGGCGGUGCAUAGUAACCCCGAUGUAUGGGGUUCUGAUGCGCGGGAGUUCCGGGCUGAGAGGUGGGGGGAGACCGUUGAAGAGAUGCAAGGGCGCUUCCGGAGGGAGACGGUCCGGGGUACGUAUAUUCCGUUUAAUGCGCAUAAGCGGAAGUGUCUUGGGCAGGGGUUUGCGUUAUUGCAGGUGAAGGUUUUGUUGUUUGUUUUGUUGGGGAGGGUUAAGUGGGUUGUUGAUCCUGAGUAUCGGUUGAAGAUGACGCCGGGUGGGAUUCUGGCGCCGCUGGGUUGUCGGGUUAUCUUGACGGACUUGGAUUCUUCGUCGUGA
Penicillium crustosum is the source of this 1491-nucleotide messenger RNA. RefSeq names its product cytochrome P450 monooxygenase xanG (gene xanG). Gene Ontology annotation, molecular function: monooxygenase activity; heme binding; oxidoreductase activity, acting on paired donors, with incorporation or reduction of molecular oxygen. NCBI's taxonomy places the organism in Eukaryota, Fungi, Ascomycota, Eurotiomycetes, Eurotiales, Aspergillaceae. The record is from RefSeq and is a predicted model, not a curated record. Bases 1 to 1491 code for a protein of 496 amino acids. The transcript is spliced from 4 exons.